AUGAUCAGUCAAAAUGAGGAAGCUAUCCAGAAGGCUGUGUAUGCGGAUUUGAAAAAGAGUCCCGAGGAGGUUUGGUUAGCGGAGACACAAGCCUCAAUCAACGGCAUCGAUAGCAUGAUAGCCAAUGUUGAUAGCUGGUCAAGGGCAACUCACGUGGACACUGACGUUUUCAACUAUCCGGCCACCUCAAUGAUUAAACCGGAACUUAUGGGCACGGCCCUGACAAUCGGUUGCUAG
Messenger RNA from Sphaeroforma arctica JP610, 237 nucleotides. RefSeq lists its product as hypothetical. Lineage: Eukaryota; Ichthyosporea; Ichthyophonida. The record is from RefSeq and is a predicted model, not a curated record. The transcript has a single exon. Gene Ontology annotation, molecular function: oxidoreductase activity. Bases 1 to 237 code for a protein of 78 amino acids.